This is a messenger RNA of Opisthorchis viverrini, 336 nucleotides long. RefSeq lists its product as hypothetical. The transcript has 2 exons. The record is from RefSeq and is a predicted model, not a curated record. Gene Ontology annotation, biological process: DNA replication, synthesis of primer. The annotation marks the transcript as partial. Gene Ontology annotation, cellular component: alpha DNA polymerase:primase complex. Lineage: Eukaryota; Metazoa; Platyhelminthes; Trematoda; Opisthorchiida; Opisthorchiidae.
CUGGCCAGGCGGGAGUUUAGUUUCACACUUGCGGGCGAUGUUUAUUUGAGGUAUCAAAGUUUUGAGACCUCGUCGGAAUUCCGCAAAGAAUUAGUUAAACUCUGUCCGCACAAAAUCGAUAUCGGCGCCGUAUACUCCACAGCGCCCAAGAAACAUCGGGCAAUAUUACCUUCCUCAUUUAAGUUUGACACUCGUUUCAUAUCUGUAAAAUGUAAAGUGCUACUGCAAGACUGGGUGGGCUCCAACCCUAACCUUAUGCUUUCGGACAAGCCGAUUGAGGCAGCAGACGAAUUUGUCUACCUGGGCAGCUGUAUCAUUCUCAGUGGCCUCGUUUAA